Molecule: messenger RNA, 564 nt
Organism: Drepanopeziza brunnea f. sp. 'multigermtubi' MB_m1
Lineage: Eukaryota; Fungi; Ascomycota; Leotiomycetes; Helotiales; Drepanopezizaceae
Source: RefSeq, a predicted model, not a curated record
AUGGCCCCACCGAAUCCCGUCGUCGGGAAUACCGCUGGGCAAAGAACGGAUGAGGCUGCUGCCACCACCACCACCACGACAAGGACAGCCACCACUACUCCGACGACUCCGACGACGACAGCGUCCCACGCCUCGUCGGUGAAGGGCGUGCUCGCUGGUAUCCACGGCCUCGGGGAGAAGGUGCGCGGGGAGUUCAACUCGGCUGUGGAUGGUGCGGCGGGCGACCGCGAGGGAGUGGCGAGGAAUCGGGCGGUGGCUGAGGCGGGGGAGCGCGAGAGGCUGACGGGGAGUUUUGCGGCGGAGACGAAGGUGAGGGAGGGGGUUUUGGGUCUUGGGUUGGGUGUGGGUGUGGUGUUUAGGGGCUGGAAGCUAGGAUUGAGAGAAGCUGGAGAUUGGGGGGAGCUGGAGAUUGAGAGAGGCUGGAGAUUAGGAGAAGCUAGAGAUUGGGAGAAGCUGGAGACUGAAGUAUUUUAUCGCUUUGCCAAAUCCCACGACCAGCGAAAUCUGAAGAGCAUCAAGUCGGUGGUCCGAGGAGAUGUCACCCUUAUCUUGAAUCUAAUCUGA